UCUCAAGGGCAACUCGGGAUGGCCAGUGACGCCUACAUCUCGUGAAAGAAUUUUAAAAAUCAAUAAUACUGGAGUUCCAUUUUAAGAUAUACAAGACCAGUUCAGACAACUUUUACUGCUACGUUCAUUUACAAGUUUUACUGGUUUUGGAUUUUAGGGUAGACUUGGAAACAAAUAUUCACCUGGACACUAGGUUGGAACGUUGACUGAUCAAGGAAGUAACAUAAGCUUAGAAUGCCCCCUUUGCCAGGUGCAGAACUUGUGCGGUCACCUGUUCAGUUAUACCGGUAUCUCUUUCGAUGCUGCAAGCAACUUCCCGCAGAAAGCAUACAGCGGCAUUACAAACAUGCAAUAAGGCAGAAUUUUAAGGUUCAUGCAGAUGAAGAUGAUCCAGAGCGAAUUCAACAAAUUAUCAAAAGGGCAAUUGAAGAUGCUGACUGGGUCCUGUCAAAAUAUAAAAAUCUGAAGCAAAAGAAGUAGAUCCAUAGCCCAAGCAAGCAAAAUAACAAGGAAGAAUGAAAUUUUGGUACUGAAGAUAGAGUCUCUACUAAGCAGUGACUAAACAGACACUCGUUUAUUUAAGAUGGAAUAUUAAAGGCUAAUAGGAAUCAGUCAUUGCAAAUAUACUAAGAGGAUUUACGCAGGAAGCCAACUUGAAUUAAAUAAAUGGACAAAAGUGAAUGAGUUUCAAGGUUGUAAUCUGUUUCUGAUGUCAGGUGAGACCAUGUUUUAUGCACUUUCAGUUGAGAUUAAAUUAGAGCCUUUGUGAACUUCAGUUUCUGAGCCAUGUUUUGCCACUAUUCACUAACAAGCUUUAGUGUCACUACUAUAAUACAAUUCACCUUGGGGCCUUACUGCAUUGUAACAUUGACAAGCAAGUGACUGAUUUUUUUUUUCACUGUCUCUAUCUUGCUAGCCUGGUUAUAAUAGAAUGAAGUGCAUACACUGCUGAAUUGUUCCAUAAUUGUUUAAUGUAAAAUGGGCACCUUGGUAUUUAAUGCCAUUUAGCAGCCACAUUUUGCCACUGACUUCAGUAACACUGGUUAGAGGCGACCUGAGCACAGGCAUUUUAUAUCGUAACUUGUUAUUAAAUAAAUUCUGUUCCAUUGAUUUCAUAGGUGAGAGUACAUUUAUGUAUUGUUUCUAACUAUCCCCAUUCAAGGUACCACAUACUUUUAAAAGCUUCAAAAUAUACUACCUUUUAUUAAAGAUAUCCUAACUUUUGGAGAGUAUUGUCAUGCUUCUUGAGCCCUAACAUUUCAGGAAGCCUUUUCUGCUCUUUCCUACUUACAAGGAGUGCAGACUAUUCUAUAACUCAAGUAAUUUGAGUGGUUUAGAAGCAGAGCAGAGAUCCAAAAUGACACAUCUCCACGAGCCCAAAUAUGGAAAGAGGGUGGGAUACAUAUGUUCUUUUCUCUUUGAUUUAUAAAGAUUUUCAUUUUAGAUUAUAGAUCAUCACAGUAGACUGUAUUAUCUUUUUAAUGCUUUAAUUCAGCUAACAUCGCAAAUUAUUAUCCUGUUUCUGAUUUACAAUAUUGUAAGUCCGCAUUCAAUCAUUUUAUUUGUGUUACUCAUCUUUUUAAACAAUGAAAUAUGAUUUUUUAUUAAAAUUCAGGAUUAAAUCUGGUAAAUUUUACAUAGUUUAAUUGAAUUGUAACUGUAUCUGAAUCAUCCCUGGUCAGUGCUGAGUUCAACCAUAAUUUUGGUAAGGUCAUCAUGAGGAGCCUCAGUGCUCUGGAGCAAGAGAGGAUAAAGUUCAAGAAGCAUUCCUACUUCUUAUUGGGAUAAUGAAUGGUAGCUGAUGCUUGUGACAUCUUGUAUCAACGCAAGUUAUUACUAACAGAAGAAAAGGAAAGUCACUGAAAUGAGAGUGAGGGAGGUUGGAGGGAAGACUUUGGUGAGUUCAUGAUUUUCAUUUGGAAAACUGACACCUGUGGCCAGAAAGAAAACAAGUAAAGUCUCAAUAUUUCUGGUUUGUUAUUUACAGUGUCAGCUUAGCUGAGUUGGUAGCACACCCGGCUCUAAAACUGAAAGGUUGCGAGCUCAAGACUCAAUACCUUGGCAGACGUUUCAGUGCAGUACAGAGCGGUUGCUGCAUUAUCCAAGAUGUUGUCGCUUGGAUGAGCUGUUUAACUGAGAACCUGUCCUGGUGUAAAUAGAAGGAUCCCAUUGUGUUUUUUCAACAGAGUAAUUCUAGCAGUAUGCUGGCCUGAAUUCAUCUGUUAAGCAACAACUCACAUCAUUUAACUGGUCACUCAUCUCAUCAACAAAAACAGAAAAUGCUCGAAAUAUUCAGCAGGUUUGCCAGCAUUAGUGGAGAAAGAGAGAGUUAACAUUUCAGGUCUUGACCUUUCACCAGAACUGAUUGUUGUGUGUAAGUCAGCUGCUGUUUGUACACUUCAAAAAGUCACCCAUUGUCUGUGAAAUGUUUUGGGAUGCCCUGAAGAUGUGAAAGGUGCUCUGUAAGUCCAAACCUUCCUUUCUGCAUGAAGUUUGGCUUACUCUUGUGGUGCAUUUUGUCAGAUGUUUUUGCUAUCCUGAGGCUUGCUCAUUUGAGUUGAUUUUGAUGAUCUUGGCUGAGCUGAAUACCAUCAAGAUUACUGGCUGCCAAAGCACUGGUUGGAAUCUGUAUAUUUACAAAAAAUCCUUGCAAAGUUCCAAAAUAAAUACUAGAAUGGAUGUGUAUCUUGUACCAUAUCAGCCUGUGCCAAAUGUCACAAAACCUACUGUGUAGGUGCUAAUGCAGUUCCAACCUCCGUAUCAAACUGCUGUCCAAAUAUAAGCUAUUUACCUGGCGCUA
Carcharodon carcharias (great white shark) is the source of this 2800-nucleotide messenger RNA. It is a transcript of the gene lyrm9, whose product is annotated as LYR motif containing 9. The transcript has 4 exons. The coding region runs from base 235 to 480 and encodes 81 amino acids. The record is from RefSeq and is a predicted model, not a curated record. Lineage: Eukaryota; Metazoa; Chordata; Chondrichthyes; Lamniformes; Lamnidae.